Messenger RNA from Eleginops maclovinus (Patagonian blennie), 2120 nucleotides. Its product is annotated as synaptosomal-associated protein 25-A-like. The record is from RefSeq and is a predicted model, not a curated record. The transcript has 8 exons. Gene Ontology annotation, cellular component: plasma membrane; synaptobrevin 2-SNAP-25-syntaxin-1a-complexin I complex. Gene Ontology annotation, biological process: exocytosis; synaptic vesicle fusion to presynaptic active zone membrane; synaptic vesicle priming. NCBI's taxonomy places the organism in Eukaryota, Metazoa, Chordata, Actinopteri, Perciformes, Eleginopidae. Gene Ontology annotation, molecular function: voltage-gated potassium channel activity; SNAP receptor activity; syntaxin-1 binding. The coding region runs from base 256 to 879 and encodes 207 amino acids.
ACAAAUUGGUUAACGCAUCAUGCUUUUAUUUUGUAAAACCUUAACAGGAAGUGUGUGAUUUCUCUCCCCUCAUGGUGAGGGGGGUGGGGUGCGGGGGGUGUAUUUCCAUUUAAUAAUCCACAUCUCAGUCCCUGAGAGCUGCAGCACGGAGCCACAUUUCCCCUGAAACUGAAGAAAAACAGCCACAUCAAACCGAGCCGAGCAGAGGAAACUCCACCAGUCUUUCCUGUUUGAGGUCAAAGUCCAGCAGUCAUCAUGGCCGACGAAUCAGACAUGCGCAAUGAGCUCGCAGACCUGCAGACACGCGCUGACCAAGUAGCUGAUGAGUCCCUGGAGAGCACUCGGCGUAUGCUGGCUCUGGUCGAGGAGAGUAAAGAUGCCGGCAUCAGGACUCUGGUCAUGUUGGAUGAGCAGGGAGAGCAACUUGACCGUGUGGAGGAGGGCAUGAACAAGGUGAACGCAGACCUGAAGGAUGCCGAGAAAAAUUUAAAAGAUGUAGGACAAUGCUGUGGGCUGUUGCCCACUGUAUGCCCCUGUAUUGAAAAGAUCAAGGGCGGGGGCCAGGCCUGGGGGGCCAACCAGGACGGAGUGGUGAACAGUCAGCCAGGAGCCCGAGUCAUGGACGAGCGCGAACAGAUGGCCAUCAGCGGGGGCUUCAUCCGCAGGGUAACGGAUGACGCCCGGGAGAACGAGAUGGACGAGAACCUGGAGCAGGUGGGCGGGAUCAUCGGGAACCUGCGUCACAUGGCUCUGGAUAUGGGCCAGGAGAUCGACACCCAGAACCGCCAGGUCGACAGGAUCAUGGAGAAGGCUGACUCCAACAAGACCCGGAUUGACGAGGCCAACCAGCGUGCUACAAAGAUGUUGGGCAGUGGCUAAGCUGCGGAGAAAAGUGCUUUUAACCCUCUUUAACCCCCCCACUCACCCUGAAAAAUUAUCAACACCAACCAAACCCAGCCCAGACCCCCCCCAACACCGAGGCCCAGCGCCCACUUCCCAAUGCUCGACAGCAGGCGCUGCAAAACCAUGCUUUUAUUGUGAAACUUGUAGAGGUUUGCACACAUGCACAUAUCAUAAUAUCCUCUGCCCUCCCCCCGCUCAUCUCAAUCAUGCCCUUCACUCCCCCCCCACCUCCCCAUUCGUUGUCAAUGUUGUUCUGUGUUGUCGCUCUUUUGAUUCUGUUCAGAAAUGAUAGUUCUGUCUCACAUCGACCACCGUCUCCACUCUGUACAUAGUGCUUCUUAUGGAGCUUCUAGAUCCUGUCUGCUUCAUCAUUUUUUUUUUAAGUCUGUGUGUAAUAUAAACUGUAUGUCCCCCCCCCCAGUGUCAGUAUAUGUGAUGCUACACAUGAUAAGGCCACAGUGAUUUGCAUUGAAUAUAGUGAAGUCCUCACAGCUCGUCAAACACAAAGUCAAUAACUGUGCCGGUACUCGGUCUGAGCUGUCUGGAGAAACACAUGGCUUUCUGUUCCUGACUGUUAGUGCAUUACUGUUUUAAAAACUCUAUUGAUGGGGCAGUAUUAACACAGUUUGAUGCCAUUGAUUGUAUAAUAUAUAUCUUUUUCCUCAGGGAGCUAAAUCGGACCAUUCAAAAGCGAGGGUUGAAUAUUUAAUUGAUUUUUUGUAAUUCAUUAAAUCUGCAUCAUGAGGCUCAGUGCAUAACAGUUGCAUUUGUUGAUGGGACAAACCAUCAGGAAAAUAUUGGGCAUUAACAUUAAUAGCUAACAUUUUGAUUGGUAAGAAAGGGUGGUGGUGCUUUGCAAAAGGUCAUAGUUCAAGUACAACCUUUGCAAAGUCACACGGUGGGUCACAACCUCUUUACAUCCCAGCUUUACCCACAGUUCAACCCUAGCAAUAUCUAGUGCAUUAAGUGUGUUAUGCAUGUCCAUGUUCUGCAAGAAGACGCUGAAUAAUUCAUUUGUUCAGACAAAAAUAUCCUAAUAUGGCAAACGCAUGCUACAUAUUUAGGCCACAGAUAAGAGAGGUUCAUAUUUAUCUGCAAUAUAGUGCCACUCUUUUUUUGUUUCAUGUCUUCUUAACCUUUCCAGACUGUGAUGAUCACUGUAAAAUAAAACCUUGGAAAAUGCCAAUAAAUCCAUCAUAACUGUAGGACCAAACUGA